This is a messenger RNA of Closterium sp. Yama58-4, 984 nucleotides long. The record is from the annotation of a GenBank genome assembly. NCBI's taxonomy places the organism in Eukaryota, Viridiplantae, Streptophyta, Zygnematophyceae, Desmidiales, Closteriaceae.
AUGGGAACUUUCGAGGGACAUCUGCUUCCCGGAGCCGCCUUCCUGCUAUUCGGCUCGUGGCAGCAGUUCAACGUCCUGAGAGCCUUCUUCAAGCACCCUGGCACCUUCCAGUCUCACGCAUGGUUCCCCACCGGCACCACAGGCGUCAGGCGCUACACAGAGCUAAUCUUCAUCGCACUGGGUGCCACAGCCUCUAUACUCAUGGAGCUGGUGCUGACUCAGCCGCAUUUCUCCCCACUUGACGAGCACUACGUGAUCCUCCUCAGCGCAUUCAACAACUUUGAGCACGCCGCCAUCUCCCUCUUCUUCCUCCUCUACGCCCUCACCUGCCUCCUCUGCGACCUCAUCCCAAACCUCCCGCCGUACCUGCCUCACCUAGUGGGCGCUUCGGCUCUCGCACAGGAGUUUCUGCUCUUUCACUUCCACUCAGCAGAUCACAUGGGCUUGGAGGGUCAUUACCACAUGCUGUUGAGAAUUCCAAUCGCUAUAGGGUCUAUCUGUGCGGUUCUUGAGAUUGCGCACCCCACAUCCUUCACGCUCUCUCUUGUACGCGCUAUGAGCUUCCAGCUGCAAGGUGGGGUGUUCAUCCAAAUCGCCCUGUGCAUCUGGGUGCCAUCGCUGGUUCCCCUUCACUGCGUGCGCGAUGUGGUUGUCAACACGGUUACAUGCGAGAGCGAGGUGUGGCACAGCAGGGCCAAGGCCCUUGCCACUCUGCAGUUCACAUGGUGGAGUGCAGCUGUUGUGCUGAGCACACUCAUUGCCACUAUCCUCGCCAAACAAGCCUUUCAAGAGACUUCGAAAGGGGUGUAUUCCAGUGUCAUGAGGGCACAGAAGGCUGAUAUUCCAAGGGACAUUGAAAUGGCUGACUCCAAACCACUGUUAGAAACUCUCCCAUCUGACGAGGAAGUUCUGAAAGGGGCGCCAUUUGCAGGUGCUGUAAAAGCGUGUGCAGGUGGACAAGAUGCAGUAGCUUUGAUAGCCUAG